Molecule: messenger RNA, 3780 nt
Organism: Nelumbo nucifera (sacred lotus)
Lineage: Eukaryota; Viridiplantae; Streptophyta; Magnoliopsida; Proteales; Nelumbonaceae
Source: RefSeq, a predicted model, not a curated record
GAGAGUCGACAGAUGAUGACGGUCUCUCUCGGUCUCUCCUAGUCCUAUAUAGUAUUACUGGGAGUGACUACAGCGAAACCAAUUUGUUCAGUCCUUCUGGUUUUCUCUCUCCUCUUGUUCUUCCGCCGGUUUGGUUAAAUCUUGGGUUCGUUUUCGGAUUUUCCUCUUAAUUUUCGUCGGUUGGUCGAAGCGACUCCAUUGAUUGAGCUCGUUGUAAUGUUCAUUGAAGCAGAGAAAGCAUGAUUUGAUCCUGGUUUUCUGUCUGAUACUGUGCUCGGAGAUCGACUUAUGUUUCAGAUUUUCAGCUCAGUUGAAGCAUCGAUCCUGUUUAAAACUGGUAUCGGAAAGUGAAAAUAUAUUAUUGGAUCUAAUGCAGUUUAUGCUCCCUAAAAGCUCAGAAUUUUGACAACAACGAGGGAAAUAAGAUAUAUUUUUACCUUUGCUGCAUUAAAUACCUCACGAAGAGGAAAAAAAAGAAGGGCAUUGCUGUCUGUAACUGAAAGUUCAGAGCAGUAGAGUUCACGUGAAGUUAACUCUUUUGGUCCGUGAAUCCAGCGAGGAAGAAAUUGGGGGAAAAACAAUGCGGAAUCAGUGUCUGUUGAUGAAUCAAUGGAGCUCAUCAAUGGCGCCCUUUUUUGCUCUACAGUUUUCAAAUCGUUCGAAGAACAGAGUAGGUGAUGGACAUCUUUUCCUCUACAUCUGUUUGUUUUGAGUUGUAUCGUUGAGAUAAAAAGCGCUGAUUGGGAGGUGUUCGUGGGAUUUAUUUAUUUAUUCUUUCUUUUGUAUCCAUGUCUUAAUGAUUUUCUCGAUUAGGUGAUGCAGAUGUUUUACUGUUUUGAUGGAUUAAAGAAAGCAAAGGUAAAAGUAGAAGCAGAAGCAGAAAAGAUCGUCUAUGCAAAAAGGUAGAUCUGAUGGUUUUUGAUGAGAGAUUUGGAGAUUCUGAAAAUUUGAAGAUUUUAAGGGUUUAAAGCUUUGAAGAUUCUUCAUUGGGUCUCACUUAUGGAAACCCCAGUUCAAAAGAUUCAUUUAACAUGAACGAGAUCUGGGGAAGCCAUUAAAAGUGGUUUGCUUUGUAAAAGUUUCUGGAUUUAUUAUUGCAUCUUAAAAUGAGACUUCCCUCUUCAAGGUGCCUUUUGGUUUUCUCCUUUCUUUUGUUGGUUUCUGAUCUUACCCUAGCGGAAUCAAGCGACCGAGAAGCGCUUCUAGCUCUGAAAUCGACGGUUGAUCCUUCAAACUCGCUUCCAUGGGAAGGAUACGACUUCUGCAACUGGCAAGGUAUCAGAGAAUGCUUGAGGGGAAGGGUUACAAAGAUGGUUGUCGAGUACUUAAACUUGACGGGAACCCUGGACGCGGCCAGUUUAAACCGGCUCGAUCAGCUCCGAGUACUGAGCUUCAAAGGGAACUCGAUUUCCGGCGAAAUCCCCGACCUCUCUGGCCUCACCAAUCUCAAGUCACUCUUCCUGAACGAUAAUCAGUUCUCCGGCUACUUCCCCAGCUCCAUUUCUGACCUACACCGUCUAAAGGUCGUAGUCCUCUCGGGGAACAAAAUCUCCGGCAACAUUCCAUCGUCCCUUCUCAAGCUCCGGCGAUUGUACGUUCUUUACUUGCAAGACAAUCGGCUAACCGGAGAACUCCCACCUUUGAACCAAACCAGUCUCAGAUUCUUCAAUGUAUCAAACAAUAAACUCUCCGGCGAGAUUCCGAUAACCCCUGCUCUCAUUCGGUUCAACUUUUCAUCGUUCUCAGGUAACCUAGACCUCUGUGGUGAUCAGAUAGACAGGCCAUGUAGUAAUGGAACUCAAACUCAAAGCCUCCCUCCGAUUAGUCCCGCUUCUCCGAUUAAUACACCUUCGGGCUCUUCGAGUCACCGGCGACGGAGAAAGCUGGUUGCGAUUAUCGUCGGAAGCAUCGGAGGGUUCCUUCUGUUGCUAAUCUGCUUGUCUCUGGCAUGGAGGGCUUGCAGAAGAAGGAAUGCAAUCGAAGGGAGGAGCAAAGCAAUGGAGGGGGCGGCCGAAGGAGGAGCGGGAGAGGGGUCUGGUGGCACAGGAGGUAAUAAUGGAGGAAAACGUGGGGGGUUUUCGUGGGAAGGAGAGGGACUAGGGAGUUUGGUGUUUUGUGGAGCAGGGGAUCAGCAAAUGACGUACAGUUUAGAGGAUCUGCUGAAGGCAUCGGCGGAGACUCUGGGGCGAGGGACCAUGGGGAGCACGUACAAGGCUGUGAUGGAAUCUGGGUUCAUCGUGACCGUUAAAAGGUUGAAAGAUUCAAGGUAUCCGAGGCUGGACGAGUUCAGGAGACAGAUGGAGGUGCUUGGACGGCUCAGACAUCCCAACCUGGUCCCACUCAGAGCUUAUUUUCAGGCCAAGGAGGAGCGCCUCCUCGUCUACGAUUACUUCCCCAACGGCAGCUUGUUCUCCCUCAUCCACGGAUCAAGAACUUCUGGUAGUGGGAAGCCUCUUCACUGGACGUCCUGCCUGAAGAUAGCAGAAGACUUGGCAACAGGGCUGGUUUACUUGCACCAGAACCCCGGCAUGACCCACGGGAACUUGAAGUCGUCCAACGUGCUGCUGGGGUCGGACUUUGAAUCCUGCCUUACAGAUUACGGGCUUAGCAGUUUUAGAGACCCAGACUCACUUGAGGAGCCCAGUGCUUCUUCCCUGUUCUACAGAGCCCCUGAAUGCCGGGACACGCGAAAGCCCAUGACACAAGCAUCGGAUGUCUAUAGCUUCGGAGUACUCCUGUUGGAGCUCCUAACCGGAAAAACACCCUUCCAGGACCUAGUCCAAGAACAUGGGGAGGAUAUCCCACGGUGGGUUCGGUCAGUUCGAGAAGAGGAGACGGAAUCUGGCGACGACCCUACGUCGGGAAAUGAAACUUCCGAGGAGAAACUCGGAGCCCUUUUGAACAUUGCGAUGGCGUGCGUAGUGAUUGCACCGGAGAGUAGGCCGGCGAUGAAGGAGGUGUUGAGGAUGAUCAGGGAAGCAAGAGCAGAGGCUCAAGUUUCAUCCAAUAGUAGCGAUCAUUCACCUGGAAGGUGGUCAGACACCGUUCAAAGUUUACCAAGGGAAGAGCAUUUGAGCAUUUGAGGGUGGUUAACCAUUAAUGGGGUAUGGGUCUUUUGCAUUUGAGGGCGGUGUGGUCAAUCUGAAAUUUAACUCUUCAACCAGCCUUGUAGAGUGUUGUGGUACGGUGUAAAGCAUUUGGUAGCUUAAUUUCCAUUUUAUCAUAGUUGUAGUGUUGUAGCAUGUGAGUGGUGAUAAGAUCUCUCUCUCUCUCUCUGGAUGAGAUCAUUUGGUGGGUUUGGAGGCUUUUGAAUUGUAUUCUAACGAUGAGAUCAAUUGGUGUCUCUUUCUUGUCUCCAAAAGGGGAGGUAUCAAUUACCUAGAAAACAAACACCUUCUCAAUUGGCUGAUACGUCUUUGUUUAGUGUUAUUCUAAUGGAUUAUUUUGGUUUUUCUUUAUGACAGAUAUUUUUUGUAAGGUGAUGUUUCGAAGAAAGAAAAAAAAAAAAAAAGGACAAGGGCUAUACGGGACCCCGAUCUUGACGUUUGCCUGGUGGUUGGUUGGAUCCCUCUUUCAUCACCUCUGUCAUAUUAAUUCGUUUUGCAAUCCAUCAAUCCAUCAAUUUUCGUUUCAAGGAUAGAUUUGAAUAGAGGAUUAUGAUUGUGUAAUCUUGCACAUGUCAUCUAUUUUUAAGGCUAUAGAUGGUAGGCUUAGUUAUGCUUACGUUUGUUUGUAUUGGUUUGCACUUCUUUUGUGAUACAAAAUUUGUGCCUUUUUGUC